AUGCAGCAAUCCGAGCUCGCCUCGGGCGGGCCGUCCCGAUUUUCCUGCUCCUCCUGUCGCUUCACCACGCACUUCUGCCCGUGUUGUGGCGAACCGCUCAGGGGCUCCACCUCAUUCAACCGUCCAAAAUCGCGAGCGCUCUGUUCUGUACCUUUCAUAAAGAUCGCGGAAUCGCCCGGGUGUUCGUCUUUGCCGAGGACGGCUAAAACCGCCUUCUCAGUUCUUGAUCAGGCUGCUUUGGAAUGGCCUGAGAGCGAAACGCGACUGCCACCUCGGCCUUUGUCUGCUUUUGAGGUGUUUUGCCAUGAAAUCACUUGGCGAGCGAACGCGCCCACCAACCAAGACGCGGAGAUGCAAAAUGCACAGGUGGAAGUCAGCAGCAGCAGCAGUGAAAUCACCAAUCCGGGUGAUUUGGACCCAUGGAAAAAGGACGCCGGAGAUCAACACCGCAGUCUGGCCCAACAAUGGUUUUAUGCGGACCAACAGCUCCGCGAGACGUGCGAAAAACGCGCAAACGCCUGGAGCAACCGGUGGAAGGAUCCUACUUAUGCCCCAUGCGUGGCGGCCCCCAUGCCGUCCAGGCCACCUUUGGCGAUCCCCCCACCGGCGCUUCCCUCCGCGAAAAUUUCAAGUGCCGCACCGCCUCAGCCUCCGGUUCAGGGCAAGAAACGGGACAUCAAGCCGAAUGUCAAUGUCAGCAGCUAUCAAUUGUUUCGCACCGCCAACAAGGGCAAAUUUAGUUCCCAAGGAGACGCCAUUCAAGCCUGGCGAGCGUUGAGUCCGAACUCGAAGAUUCCUUUCGAUGAAGCAGCAGCCGUAUUACGUGUUCAGAGGCUCCUUCAACUCAACGGAAAGGGCUUCAAUGGGUAG
Messenger RNA from Phytomonas sp. Hart1, 870 nucleotides. The record is from the annotation of a GenBank genome assembly. Lineage: Eukaryota; Euglenozoa; Kinetoplastea; Trypanosomatida; Trypanosomatidae.